This is a messenger RNA of Megalobrama amblycephala (Wuchang bream), 1136 nucleotides long. Its product is annotated as serine/threonine-protein kinase pim-1-like. The transcript has 4 exons. NCBI's taxonomy places the organism in Eukaryota, Metazoa, Chordata, Actinopteri, Cypriniformes, Xenocyprididae. Gene Ontology annotation, cellular component: cytoplasm. Gene Ontology annotation, molecular function: protein serine/threonine kinase activity; ATP binding. Bases 155 to 769 code for a protein of 204 amino acids. Gene Ontology annotation, biological process: protein autophosphorylation; negative regulation of apoptotic process; regulation of mitotic cell cycle. The record is from RefSeq and is a predicted model, not a curated record.
GGCACCUUUAAUAAUAAUCAUAGACUACAAAUGAUUUUUCAAACUGAUUUUUCAAAAAUGCUUCUUUUAGGAAAGCUCCAUCUAACAAUCAUAAAAAUGAUCUUUCUUCUAGCCUGGUCAUCCUACGCCCCUUCCCUUAGAGGUUGCCCUAACAAUGCUUGCUAACAAGGGCCCUAGCGUUCCACAGAUAGUUCAGUUGCUGGAGUGGCAGGACCAGCUCGGCUUCUACAUCAUAGUCUUGGAACGCCCCUCACCCUGCGAGGAUCUGUUUGAUUUCCUGCAGCACCACGGAGGCAUCCUCAGUGAGAACGUAGCACGACUUAUCAUGUGGCAGGUAGUGCAGGCCGCUCACAUGUGCUGUCGCCGUGGAGUGCUCCACCGGGAUAUCAAACUAGAGAACCUGCUGGUCAACAAGGACACGCUUGAAGUCAAACUUAUUGACUUCGGGUGCGGGGACCUCCUAAAAACUUCUGCCUAUAAGACAUUCUGGGGCACACAAAUGUACUGCCCUCCUGAGUUUGACAAGAGUGGCAAGUACCAUGGGAAACCCGCAACUGUAUGGUCGUUGGGAGUGCUCAUGUUCGAGUUGUUGUGCGGAGACCCUCCAGACAGAAACGAUCUGGACAUGAUUGAUGCCGACAACUGGUCUAAACCUGGAUUGUCAAAAGAAUGCUGCCGUUUGAUUCAUUCUUGCCUGAAGCAGAAGCCAAAGAAGCGGCUUGGUUUGGGGAAAAUCAUUCUUCAUAACUGGUUUGAGGCCACCAAAUAAGACACUACGGCGAGGGGAUCAUUCUCCAUUGCUGGUUUGAGGUACUAAGUUUCUAAAAAAUUUUGUGAAUUGUUUUUAUACAAUAUGUUUUGUAUACAAUUCUAGUGACCAGUUACACCAUAUCCUAAUAGCAUUUUUCUAUUCUUCUUGUAAUCAAUCAAAAAUCUCUUUUCUUCAGGCACAGAACUCACUGUACUGCCCUCCUGAUGUUGAAACAAGUAGCAAGUACCGUGGGACACCUGCAAGUACGGUCGCUGGUUUGAAUUGGUGCGCAGAGACCCUCCAAGAGAGCAACGAUGGACGUGAUGGGCCUCUGGGACCGGAUUCACGAAACAUUCUUAAGAAUGAAAUUCUUCUUAAUUUCCAA